Messenger RNA from Morchella sextelata, 1491 nucleotides. RefSeq lists its product as uncharacterized. Bases 1 to 1491 code for a protein of 496 amino acids. The transcript is spliced from 3 exons. Lineage: Eukaryota; Fungi; Ascomycota; Pezizomycetes; Pezizales; Morchellaceae. The record is from RefSeq and is a predicted model, not a curated record.
AUGCCGCCCCGCGCAAAACCGACUGCGCCCACAACACGCAGCACCCGCUCGACGCGGCCCGCAGCAGCGAAGCCACAGACGGCAGUAGUGCAGCCAAAGACAAAGACAAAGACGGCAGCACCCAGCACGAAGAGUAAGAAACGCACCCGCGACGACACCGAAGACGGCGAUGGAGAGGGGGGUGGAGAGAGCGGGGGGGAUAGCGUGGCUGCGUUCUACGGACACGGGCAUGGGCAUGGGCACGGGGGGGCUAAGAAGAAGAGGCGUGGACAUGAUGGGCCAGCAGCAGCAGCAGUAGCAAAACCGGUGCCGCGGUCAUUACCCCCACCAAGCACCGAACCCACGACCACGGCCACGCCGCCGCCCCAAUCCACGGCAGCAGAGACACAGGCAGAGGCAGAGGCGUCGCCGUCCAAGCGCCUCAAGUUCGACCCCGACGUGCACGGCAAGGAGCUGCAGGAGCGCUUCCUCCAGCUGCAGGAAGACCACUUCGAGAAGCUCGUCUCGCCGCGGAAAGGGUCAGCGAGCGUCGAGCCCAUCACCCACCCCAACCCCAACCCCAAGCUCAAGUCGAAACCCAACCCCAAAUCCAAACUCAAGUCCAAACCAAAGCCCAAACCAAAGCCCAGAGUCCCGCCCACGACCCGCCCCACCCCCGCGCAGACACUAACACUCACGGAGCGUCUCCAGCGCCUCACCAACCCCGGUGCCAACCCCGCCACUACCACCACCACGACCACGACCACGACCAGCAUCCUCCCCGUGCGCCCCGCCGCCGUAAAGUCCUCCAAGCCACUCACAAAGCCGUCGUUCGAGCUGCCGGGCGACGCACACAUGAAGAAGCGCGCCGCCGAGCGCGAGGAGCGGCGCAAGCGCAUGGAGGACGCAGCAGCGGAGCGGGAGGCCGCGAAGCGCGCCGGGAGGGUAGUUGUAGCAGGCAAAGCGGGGGGGUCCCGCGCCGGUAGUGCCAGUGCCCCGGGGAAGAGCAGUGGUAGUGCUGCGACGACGACGACGACGACGACGGCGGCCCCAGUACAGCAGCCAGCACGAGUACCAACACCCCCACCAGCACCAGCGCCAGCGCCAACACCAGCGCCAGCACCAAUGUCGAUUUCGUCGCUGUCGCCCGUGAAGCUAACGUCGUCAUUGAUACCCUCGUUCGUGUCGCGCGGCAUCACGGCGGUCACGGGACUGGGCGGCGCGCGCUCCCCCGCGCCCAAGGCAGCGUCCCCCCCACCAGCAGCAGCACCAGCAGCAGUGCCAGCAGAAUCCGCGCCAUCACCGCCACCAGCGUCCCCAGAGCCCUCGCCAGCGUGCGAGCCGACCGCCGACGCCGACGCCCAGCUCAGCAGCGAGCAGCGCGAAGAGGAGGAAGCGCUGGUGCUGCGGCUGCGCGCCGAGGCCGCCGAGAAGGGGAGGGAGUCGGCGAGGGCGUGGGCGGAGCAGAUGAGGGUGAAGGCGGAGCUGGAGCGCGGGGGUGGAGCGUCGUGA